Eruca vesicaria subsp. sativa (arugula) is the source of this 480-nucleotide messenger RNA. The record is from the annotation of a GenBank genome assembly. Lineage: Eukaryota; Viridiplantae; Streptophyta; Magnoliopsida; Brassicales; Brassicaceae.
AUGAAUGCAACAACAUCACAAAAUCUCGAAGCUUUAGUGUAUAAUGAUGUUCCAGUGAAUGUAUACAUAUGGGACAUGGACGAGAUUCUUAUCUUACUUAGAUCUCUGUUGAAUGGGACCUACGCUGAGUUUUUCAAUGGCUCUAAAGAUGUUAAAAGAGGUGUUGAGAUUGGUGUUGAUUUCAAGAUGAAACAAUUGACAGUAGGAGACAAAAGACUGAAACUCACAAUCUGGGACACAGUUUAUGAUGUGACGAGAAGAGAGACAUUUACCAACUUAGUAGAUGUGUGGAGUAAGGAGAUUGAGCUUUAUUCCACUAAUCAAGAUUGCGUUACAAUGCUUGUUGGGAACAAAGUCGAUAGAGAAUCUGAGAGAGGAGUUAGCAGAGAAGAAGGGAUUGCGCUAGCGAAAGAGGUCAAGUGUAUGUUUCUUGAUUUUAGUGCUAGAACUCGAAAAAACGUAGAGCAGUGUUUCGAGUAG